GCGCCGAGCGCGGCGGCGGCGGCGGGGACGCGUCACUUCCGCCGGCGGCGGCGGCGGCGGCCCGAGGAUGUUUUACCACAUCUCCCUGGAGCACGAGAUCCUCCUGCACCCGCGGUACUUCGGGCCCAACCUGCUCAACACCGUCAAGCAGAAGCUUUUCACGGAGGUGGAGGGGACCUGCACCGGGAAAUACGGGUUCGUUAUCGCCGUCACCACCAUCGACAACGUCGGGGCCGGGGUGAUCCAGCCGGGCCGCGGCUUCGUGCUGUACCCGGUGCGCUACAAGGCCAUCGUCUUCCGGCCCUUCAAGGGCGAGGUGGUGGACGCCGUGGUCACCCAGGUCAACAAGGUGGGGCUGUUCACCGAGAUCGGGCCGAUGUCCUGCUUCAUCUCCCGCCACUCCAUUCCCUCCGAGAUGGAAUUCGACCCCAACUCCAACCCCCCCUGCUACAAAACCGUGGACGAGGACAUCGUGAUCCAGCAGGACGACGAGAUCCGCCUGAAGAUCGUGGGGACGCGCGUGGACAAGAACGACAUCUUCGCCAUCGGCUCCUUGAUGGACGAUUACCUGGGCCUCGUCAGCUGAGCCCCAGGAGCAGCCGCGACCCCUCCCCAAAUCUGGCUCCCCCAAAUUUUGGGGGUCCCACCCCCCCAUCCCCAAUUUUGGGGGUUCUGGCAGCUGGGCCCGCCCCCUUCAGAGCUGGGGGGGCCUCUGUUUUCCCUCAAUAAAAGCGUUUCUCCCAA
Taeniopygia guttata (zebra finch) is the source of this 744-nucleotide messenger RNA. RefSeq names its product RNA polymerase II subunit G (gene POLR2G). The record is from RefSeq and is a predicted model, not a curated record. Gene Ontology annotation, cellular component: RNA polymerase II, core complex; P-body. NCBI's taxonomy places the organism in Eukaryota, Metazoa, Chordata, Aves, Passeriformes, Estrildidae. Gene Ontology annotation, molecular function: single-stranded DNA binding; single-stranded RNA binding; translation initiation factor binding. Gene Ontology annotation, biological process: positive regulation of translational initiation; positive regulation of nuclear-transcribed mRNA poly(A) tail shortening; nuclear-transcribed mRNA catabolic process.